AUGCUGAUCGAUCGUAGGUUGGGGGUGAAGGCGCAGGAGGCGGAGAAAGAGGCGGAGGAGGAGGCGAAGAAGAGACACAAGGAGGAACGGGAAAAGUUGCAGGCGGAGCGGGACGCGCGCGUGCAACCGGGACCGGAGGAUCCGGAGGCGUUGGUGCGGUAUUUUUUUGAGACGGAGAUCAAUGAGAUGGAGUAUGAGAUCGUGCGUUGCAGACCGUUGUUGACGGAUGAUUUUUUCAACUCGCUCAAGGCGAGCAUCGAGAAGGAGGAGGGGUUGGAGAAGGAGAAGCGCGAGGCGUUGUACACGGUGACGAGCGGAUUCGUGGGAUUCGUCGAUCAGACCACGAAGGCGAUGUUACAACCGCGCGAGCGCAUGAUGAAACUUUUGACAGCCAAGGAUAAGAAGGCGAUGAUCCUCGAGAUGGUGGAAACUGGAGAGUUGGACAUCAACUUGAUGGCGUUGCUCAAGACGAACGAAAACACCGCUCGCGAGGCGGGAUUGACGCAAGAAGCUGACUUUAUGAAGAAGAUUUACAACGCGUGCUCAAAGUUCGUGAGCGUGUAA
This is a messenger RNA of Ostreococcus lucimarinus CCE9901, 564 nucleotides long. RefSeq lists its product with no specific name. The transcript has a single exon. NCBI's taxonomy places the organism in Eukaryota, Viridiplantae, Chlorophyta, Mamiellophyceae, Mamiellales, Bathycoccaceae. Bases 1 to 564 code for a protein of 187 amino acids. The record is from RefSeq and is a predicted model, not a curated record.